CAGUGUUCUUGAAGCUACUAACAUGAGUUUGACCAAGCUGCGGGAGGCAGUGGAAGACAGGAGUGCCUGGCAUGCUCUGGUCCAUGGGGUCAUGAAGAGUCAGACAUGACUAAAUGACUAAAUGACAACAACGGAAUACCCAAGUGUGUUGCUGUACACAGUGGAGGCAGAGGAGAUUAAUUUUUGCAAGAUUAAUUGCAAAGAUUAAUUGGUUGAGUUCAAGAUCAGAUUCACAGUAACUCUGGGUAGUUCAGUGGAAUCAACCUGUUUCACAACGUUCCUUGCCACUGCUGAAAUGAUGUGGUUUUAACGAAACUCUGUCUACAGGUGGUGUUACUUAAUCUCUUACUGUGUUCUGAAUUAAGUGACAUAGCUGAAAUUUCUGGGCUAUAAAUUCUCAAGGCUGCUAUUCUUUGAUGGACUCUUUCCACAUUAUUCAGAAUAGAUUGCUUUCCAUGGACUUUACCAUCAAUACUAUGCUCUUCUUGAUCCUCUUCAGCUGCCUUGCCCAUGCAGAAGACGAGAACUAUAAUUCUAUCCUCACAGUGCCAAAUGGAGGACCAUGGGGCACUUGGGGGACGAUCGAAUUUUGUCCACAGGGAUAUGCUCAUGGCUUCUCACUGAAGGUAGAGCCAGUUCAAGGUGGUGGUGAUGACACAGCCCUCAACGGAAUCCGCCUGCACUGCACGGAUGGUUCAGUUAUUGAGUCUUCAGUUGGACUGUGGGGAUCCUGGACAGGGAUUCAGUAUUGCCCCCGUGGCAAUCUAGUCUCUUUCUCUCUGAGGGUGGAAAAACCUCAGGGCAAAGGUGACGAUACUGCAGCCAACAACAUCCAGUUCACCUGCCAAGAUGGAACUGGGCUGAUGGGCCAUGGACUUUCCUGGGGUAAUUUUGGUCCAUGGAGCAGUCGCUGCUACUCCGGAUUCAUUGAUGGCAUUCAGACAAGGGUGGAGUCUCCCCAAGGCAAGGGCGAUGACACAGCACUCAAUGAUGUGAAGUUCUUUUGCAGUGGCUGAACCCAAAGUACCUCCCUGUAUCUCUGCUGCUUUUCAGCAGUCAUGAAUGUUAACCACAAUUAAA
Podarcis raffonei (Aeolian wall lizard) is the source of this 1080-nucleotide messenger RNA. RefSeq names its product vitelline membrane outer layer protein 1-like. The record is from RefSeq and is a predicted model, not a curated record. Bases 417 to 1016 code for a protein of 199 amino acids. The transcript is spliced from 3 exons. NCBI's taxonomy places the organism in Eukaryota, Metazoa, Chordata, Lepidosauria, Squamata, Lacertidae.